AUGGACGUCGCAUACAAUCAGCACUCCGACCGCGCAAGGCGCAAGAACCGCUCGACAACAAACAUCAACCACCUCUCUCUUGCCCCCCUUACCGUCAAGCUACCCAUCAACGAUAGCGACGCCAUUCCUGACUCCCUCGUCUCCCAGACCCAUGCAACAUAUCUACAAGGCAAAUCCGCACCUACCACACCGCGACUGCUCUCCCGCGGCUCAGUGACACCUCGUUCAAGAUCCCACCAUCGAACACCCUCGGCCCCAGGCGGCCCAUUGUCAAAAAGCAAGUCAUCCACCUAUCUUGGUGCUUCCGGUCCCGGCAAAAAAUCAAGAUCUGGAGCAUCGACCCCGAGACGACGCCGCGACGAUGCCUUCCCCAAUGGCAACGAGAACGAAAGUGACUGGCUCUUGAGGGCUGGAGCGUUACUUAGUUCCGAGGCUAGAGAAUACAAGGGCCAAGCUUGGCUCGUCUCAAGGCAGAGCUCUACGAGCCUCGCUGGCAUGCGGGAUGCCGAUGAAGUAGCUUUCGAGCAGGAAUUGGCCCGAGAGCGAGAAGUUGCCAGCCAUCGUGCCAGCCGUCGAGGCAGCUCAGCCAUGGCCGACGACGAUGCUACUCCCAAUGGUAGCCGUUUCAACAGCAGAUUCAACAGCCGAAAACAGAGCAUGGCCGAAACCCGUAGCCAUUUGGGAACCCCUUUCGAGCGACCUACAACAGACGGUGACUCGUACUUCCCUGGUCCCGAAGUCGGCAUUGCCGGCCCGGACUUUGUCAAUCUUGACGAGAAACUGGAGGAGCUGGAGCGGGAUACCACACAGGACGAUGAAGCUACUGUGCGGAGGCUGGUACGACAUGGCACAACCGGCAAGGGAUCAUGGAUCAGUAACGUCAUUGGCUGGUCCUUGUUCAAGGUCGACGAAAACGACGAGGAUUCAGAAGAUGACGACGAGGAUUACAUGGACGACGAGGAAUUGGUCCGCACUGGUCGUGGUGGCGGCUCCCAUAGACAUUUCGAAGGCGUUCUGCAUGCUCCCGUCGAACGACUGCCGCCGCCAACCUCAGAUGAGGGCGGAUGGAAAGAUGCCGCUUGGCUGCUUAGCGUAGCCUCCAAGGUCAUGUUUUGA
Messenger RNA from Pochonia chlamydosporia 170, 1116 nucleotides. RefSeq lists its product as hypothetical. Bases 1 to 1116 code for a protein of 371 amino acids. The record is from RefSeq and is a predicted model, not a curated record. Lineage: Eukaryota; Fungi; Ascomycota; Sordariomycetes; Hypocreales; Clavicipitaceae. The transcript has a single exon.